Acanthisitta chloris (rifleman) is the source of this 803-nucleotide messenger RNA. RefSeq names its product family with sequence similarity 150, member B (gene ALKAL2). The record is from RefSeq and is a predicted model, not a curated record. Gene Ontology annotation, biological process: positive regulation of ERK1 and ERK2 cascade; positive regulation of ERK5 cascade. Gene Ontology annotation, molecular function: receptor tyrosine kinase binding; receptor signaling protein tyrosine kinase activator activity. Bases 14 to 472 code for a protein of 152 amino acids. The transcript is spliced from 6 exons. NCBI's taxonomy places the organism in Eukaryota, Metazoa, Chordata, Aves, Passeriformes, Acanthisittidae.
AGGUCGGACUGCAAUGAGUGGACUGAGGUCUCCUGGGCUGCUGGGGCUGGUACUCUUAAUGCUCUCAGCAGGAUAUUGCAAAGAGAAAACCGACUCUGGAGAUUUGAAGGACAAGCAAAGUCUCUUAAAUCUGAUCAUGGAGAUCAUUCAGGAACUGAAAAGGUACCACCUGGAGAAGGACAGUGGGAUGCAGUACCUCUCCAAGCAUGAUUACACCCUGGACCGAAGGGAAGUGGCUGACUACGGAGGAUACCAGGACGAGCAGAGAGUCGAAAUCGUUCCCAGAGAUCUGAGGAUGAAAGACAAGUUCCUAAAGCAUUUAACAGGUCCACUCUACUUCAGCCCAAAAUGCAGCAAACACUUUCAUCGGCUUUAUCACAAUACCAGGGACUGCACCAUUCCAGCAUACUACAAAAGAUGUGCCAGGCUUCUUACUCGGUUGGCAGUGAGCCCGAUGUGCAUGGAAGGAUAAAGUAAUGUUACUCCCAUGACAAGAAACACCAAGAACCAAGAGAAGUGCCUUGGAAACCAACAGGGAAACAGAACUUACUACCUUUUAGCAUACUCCAUUGUGAACAAGAGAUUUAUUUUUGCAGACCGACAGACGACUCCCCGUAAUUCUCCUACCAUGUGUUUUGUAUGGCAUCAACAGUUUGCAGGUUGACAUUCUUUACAGUAGCAGAACUGCCAGUGGUACUCAGUGCUCCAUCCCUCAGAACACACUUUACAACCGAUGUGUAAUGCUGCCAAAAAUGACGUAAACACGAAUAUUUCACCAAGAAAGUUGAUGUUCUAUUGCUUAA